GCGGACGCACUUCCAGCUGUGGCGCAUUCCGUGGCUGUCGGACCGGGACGUGGGCGCGCGCGCGUGCAGAGACGUCGGUGUCGCUCAUCAGUUCCCGUUAAAUUCGCCGCUUGAUUCGUGACUUAAAACCGACCGGGACGCCAAACCAGCCCCGGGUUCUUUAUUCGUGUUGCUGAUCUGUGCUGUAUGCGCUGUCGGGGUUUUUACUCUGUUUUCGGGAAACGCAUUCCUGUCGCACGUGAAGAACACGUCACUUUACACGUUACUUUACACGACACUUUACAGGAUCGUUCGUCAUGACGGGCAUCGGAUCUGCCACGGACGCUGAGAGAGACGGGUCUGAAACCAUAUUGCAGCCGGAGUCAGACCAGAACCUCACGCCUGCUAAUUGUUCUCCAUUGGACCUGAUUGACACGGGCAAAGGGCUGAAGGUUCAGAGCACAGCGCCUCAUCUGGUCAGUCUGGGGAGCGGUCGGCUCAGCGUGGCCAUCACCGUACUGCCCCUGAAAGAAGGUAUCACUUGUAUCGGUCGUGAAGAUGCCGCCAUACCGCAGGAUAUCACCAUCCAGGGUCCUGGCAUCGAAGCUGAGCACUGCGUCAUCGAGAACAGAGACGGAGUCGUGACCCUGGACCCCUGCGGACACCUGUGUUCUCUCGAUGGCGUUCCUGUGACCACGCGCACCCAACUCACUCAAGGUUAUUCUCUGUGUUUGGGGAAAUCCUACUUCUUCCGUUUUAACCAUCCGGAGGAGGCCAGUCGGAUGAAGAGCAUGCUUCCUCAGAAGAGUCCCGUGUCCCCGCUGGUCUACAGCACAGAUUAUAUGAAGUUCAGUAGCGAUUUCAGUCCCAGCAUCGGAGGCCCGAGUUCCAGAGGUGUGCGGUCCGUCUCCGAGCUGCGCGAAUUAAUGGACACCUUACAGAGGAAAAAACAAGCCUUGGAGAACAGUCUGCGAACCAAUGGGGACAAUAGCCCCUCCUACUUCAGCAUGACCCAGUCCCCGCCCUCGACGCCCGGCUCCUUGUCCCCCAUAACCUCAUCAAGCUCCAUAUCUCCAUAUCAGGACCAAGCCAGACGACUCUACACGUCUGACCGGCCGCCUCUUUCCGGUAAAGUCCCCGCCCACUCGUCUAACAGCGUCCCCCCCUCGCCGCGACGCAGUGACCAGAGAGACUAUAACUCCGCACUUCCUCCUUUACGACCAAUGAUGCGGAACCAGUCCCAGGACAGCAUCCUGUCUUCGGAUAGUAGACGUGGCCAGACAUCAGGUUCUUUGCUGUCUAUGUGGAACGGUUCUGGCUCUACAGCAUGUGAUGCCCUUCCUCCAACUUCAGGAAGUGGAAGCGGAGCAGCUAGCAUGCCGUCCAGCCCACGAUUAGCACGCAGGCUACAGCCUGAGGAAGCUGGACGCCCAGUUCCAGCACCACGCCAAAGGAAGUACUCAGCUGGUUCUCUGACAGGAAUGGGGAUAGCCGCUCACAGCCGCUCGUUACCCCGCCUCUACCGCCCGGGUGAGGCCCAGCUCGCCCCUCUCACCCUGCCAUGGCCCCGCUCCUCACCCACCCCUGAGUCCGGUCACCAAAACGGACCCACUGAGGUGGUCUCCAUCUCCUUGUCCACCAGGACAAUUUCCAAGCAACCACCGGUGCGUCCGGAAGUGACCACACCCACAGGUGCCUCAACAAGUCCACGCCAAGCCAAGAAGGUGAGUCUGACCUCCAGCAGCUCCAACUCAGAUUUGGAGAAGCAGGCAGCAUGCAUGGAGCUGGGACUGGGAGAGAGGAGGCAGUCAUUUGGGAAGGCUGGGAUUGGACCACAGGGUGGAUUCCGUGAGAGAAAAGGAAGCAUCAGCUCUCUGAGUGGGAAAGAAGAGCUUCAGGAUUAUCACCAGAGACAGAGAGAUGAGAGACUUCGAGAGCAGGAGGUGGAGAGACUGGAACGCCAGCGUCUAGAAACCAUCCUGAGCCUGUGCUCGGAGCGGCAUCAGAGUGGCUCGGCCGUAGCCGACCUCCAGAAGAUCAAUAAAGAGCUGGAGAAGCUGCAGGUGUCCGAGGACGAAUCAGUGUUUUCCGACUCCGCAGAGAAAGGUUACGGCUGUGGGACUCUGCAGUGCCACGUCGUCGAGGAGCGGCAGCUACGCCAGCGUCGUUUCAGCGGGCAGCGAGACAUCAGGGUGGAGUCAAAUGCUGGGAAUCUUCUUAGCUCCGCCCCCACACCGUCUCCUCGACAGAUGCGAAAUAACAAGGCGCCCGAGGAGGAGGAUGUGCGGCUGAAGCAGGAAGUGACGCGUAUCGAAGAGGAGAGGAUUCAGGUGCUUAAUAACAUGGAGGAGCUGGAACAGAAGAUCAAAGAGCUGGACAACCAGAUGGACGAAUCCAUCCAAGAGAUGGAGGUGGAACGCGCUCUGUUAGAAGGUGAGCAGGAGUCUGAGGCGACUCAGCUGCAGCAAGAGAAAGAGACUCUGGAGCAGCUGAAGGACAAGAUGGCCGAUAUGGAGCAGAAGGUGCAGGCAGAAAAGUCACAGGACAAAGCCCAGCUUGAUGCUGAGCGGGUAAAGCUCGAGCGUCUGGCCGAAGUGUUGUCCGAGCAGCGCGCUCAGCUUGACACGUGUCCUGAAGCCCUGAAAGAGCAGCUCGUCAUCCAGCUGUCCAGGGAUGCUGAGAUGUUAGAGGUGGAGACAAAGCACUUUGAGGACCUGGAGUUUCAGCAGCUGGAGCGAGAGAGCCGUCAGGACGAGGAGAAAGAGACGCAGGCGCAGCAGAUCCUCCGAGAGAUCGCAGAGUAUCAGCGCAGCACCGUCACCCGCAAGGAGAAGUUGCUCGCUUUGAAGAAACAGUCCACACAGAUCAUCCAGCAGGCCCAGAAGGAGAAGGAGAGCUUCCUGAAGGAGAAGAACAACCUACAGAUGAUGCUGCAGCGGGAAAAGGAGAAUCUCAGCAACCUGGAGAAGAAAUAUGGUGAGCUGACAGGGGGGCGGAGCUUCCCCAUCAACCCCCUCAGUAUGAAGGAGGAAAGCUCCUUAUUGGCUGAUGUAUGUCAGCCUUAUAGCGAGCUUAGCCACACCCACCAUCUCUCUCUACUUCCUGUUGAUAUUGUGGCGUUUUCCUGUCUCUUCUCCUUUCUGUCCAUUAAAAGUGCCGAGGGUUAUGUCACAGUGAGUGAGAUCAAUGAACUUUAUGCCAAAUUGGGGGUGGAGUCAAGCCCCGCCCCCUUCCACCUCAAUGUCCCUGAGCGUCCCAGCUCUAGAUCCGAACCCAGCGCUAAUCCCGAAGACAACAGCGCAGCUUCAGGAGAGGACGAGACCUGCAUCUCUUCCUGCUCUCGCUCCGUCCCCAAACCUGUCUCUGUGCACUGGCCUGAGGAAAUGGUGACCUUCCUCGGCCCUUCUCCUCUUCCCAACUCUCUUCCUCUUCCUCUUCCUCCUCCUCCUCUCCCUGCCAAAAAACACUCACGGCACAGGCAGCAUUUUCGAAGUCUGGAGGAAAGGAAGAGAUUGGUGAAGGAGAGUCACGUGUGCGACACGCUUCCUCGGAAAAAGUCCCAGGCUGCAGUCAGCUCUCAGUUUAACUGUGCUACACUGGGUCGCAGCACACCUCCUAAAUCACAUCUUCCUUUAGUACAGAGCUCCAGCUGUGGCAGCGUCUUAAACAGAGUCCUUACAGUGUCUCCUAAAGACACAGAGACACGCCGACUACACAAGGGUCACAGUCAGCAGCUAGUGGGUGAGGAUCACCGAUCGAGACUGACAGAACUUGGGGGUCGCGCCGCCUCCCAGUCCAACGUCUACCUGGACUCUAUGGGUUACCGUGACAACGGCUUCGACACAUUCAGCGUGGACAGCUCAGACAGCAUGGAGACCAGCAUCUCCGCCUGCUCACCCGACAACGUCUCCAGCGCCAGCACCUCCAACGUGGCCAAGAUGGAGGAGAUGGAGCGGCUGCUGAGGGAGGCUCAGGCCGAGAAACAUCGACUCCUGGAGCACAGGGAGCGAGAGAUGGAGGUACGCCGUCAGGCUCUGGAGGAAGAGCGAAGGAGGAGAGAAGAUCUGGAAAAAAGACUACAGGAGGAAACGAGUCGACGGCAGAAACUCAUUGAGAGGGAGGUGAAGCUGCGAGAGAAACAGAGAGCUCAGUCUCGUCCGCUGACACGCUAUCUGCCUGUGAGGAAGGACGACUUCGACCUGCGCGGCCACAUCGAAUCGGCCGGACACAACAUCGAGACUUGCUACCACAUCUCCAUCACGGAGAAGACGUGCCGCGGCUUCCUCAUCAAGAUGGGAGGAAAGAUCAAGACCUGGAAGAAGCGCUGGUUCGUCUUCGACCGAAACCGCAGGACGCUGUCUUACUACGCAGACAAACACGAGGCGAAGCUGAAAGGCGUGAUCUACUUCCAGGCCAUAGAGGAGGUCUAUUACGACCAUUUAAAGAACGCACACAAGAGCCCGAAUCCAUCCUUAACGUUCAGCGUAAAGACUCAUGAUCGUGUUUACUACAUGGUGUCUCCAUCUCCGGAGGCCAUGCGGAUCUGGAUGGACGUCAUCGUCACCGGAGCGGAGGGAUACACGCAGUUCAUGAUUUAGACGUGUGUCACGAGUUUAGCUUAAGAGUGUGUGUGUGUGUGUGUGUGUGUGUGUGUGUGUAUUUCUGUUGUUUUCUCCUGGAUAGAUCUUGUGACCAUCAUCAUCAUCAGUGGUGUGCAGUGUAAAAGUUCCAUGUAGUUUUUUUUUUUUAAUCAUGUAUUAUCUAAAGUGCCUUCAGACUUCAGCAGCAGCUGUAACUGAUCUUCUUGUACCUUGGUCACAUGUCACUCAAAAUGAAGGACUCUGAUUGGUUGUGACAUCAUACGCAAAUGAGCGAACGGUUCAGCAGAGCAUCAUCUUUCACAUCGUGUUUCAUGAGGAAUUCAUUGCAUUUUAAUUUGUGUGUGUGUGUGUGUGUGUGUGUGUGUGUGUGUGUGUGUGUGUGUGUGUGUGUGUGUGUGUGUGUGUGUGUGUGUGUGUGUGUGUGUGUGUGUUGAUCAUCAGGGAUGCACAGGUCAACAGCAACAUUAAAGGUGCAGUCUGUAAUUUGGUCUUAAACCCUGUGAUCAUUUCGGAAAUACAUGAGAAAAUAUUUUCAUGUAAAGUUUCUUGAUUUCAGCUUUGAGAAUGAGCUCCACCUUCGAGUCAGAUCACGUGCUUAGCCCCACCCCUUCUCUUAUAAAAAGCAACACAGUAUACUGUAGUAUAUAUUUACAGAAAUGUCAGUUUGGGAUUUAAACUUUUCAGUCAGCAGGAGGCGCUACAAAAUUACACACUGCCUCUUUAAUGUUUAAAUACCAAAGAAUUCACAUAAAAUUUCACACAGUGUGUGUGUUUGUCUCUCUCUGUGUGUGUGUGUGUGUGUGUGUGUGUGUGUGUGUGUGUGUGUGUGUGUGUGUGUGUGUGUGUGUGUGUGUGUGUGUGUGUGUACAGAUCUGUAUGUUUUGUAAUCUUCACAGUAUCCAAAGGUGCUAAAGGAUGUUUGCUUUAAUUUUUCUGUAGGGUUUAUUUGUGUAUGUUGACAAAUGCUCUUGAGAUUUCACAGUAAUUCAGUAUUUUAAGAUUUUGUGUCAAUGAGACACAAUUACAGAAUUACUGAGAAUGCAGGAUAUUUUAAAAAUAUCUAUUUUUAACAGUAAGGAGAAUGAGUUCUAUAUCCCAGUUGCUGU
Messenger RNA from Tachysurus fulvidraco (yellow catfish), 5686 nucleotides. RefSeq names its product pleckstrin homology-like domain, family B, member 2b (gene phldb2b). Gene Ontology annotation, cellular component: basal cortex. NCBI's taxonomy places the organism in Eukaryota, Metazoa, Chordata, Actinopteri, Siluriformes, Bagridae. Bases 297 to 4577 code for a protein of 1426 amino acids. Gene Ontology annotation, biological process: regulation of microtubule cytoskeleton organization. Gene Ontology annotation, molecular function: protein binding. The record is from RefSeq and is a predicted model, not a curated record. The transcript has 24 exons.